UCAUUCAACUUUUCUCUAAGCUUUUCGUCCUUCGCGUUUGGUAUUCGCUAUUCGCCACUUUGCCCGCUGUAUUUUGUAAAAACUGUCGUCAUUGUUCUUUACUGUAUAAACUGGUAAUAAUUAACAACUCGUCGGUUUACGUCGCGAGUGAUGCUUAGUGCCCGUUUGAUUUCGUUUCAUAAACAUAAAUACAAUCAUUUUGAUCCUGUGUUGUCUAACAUGUGAUUACAAAUGUAAAUAAUUAAUUAAAAUUAUCGCACAAAAUGGACGUGAAAGGUUCUAAUCGUGGGUGUAAUGAGUGAUUACUUUAUUAUUGUUGUGUUCGCAAAUAUUUGUGAGUGUGCAAGUGUAUAUUUUUGAAGGAUUUUGACAUUCCCCGUCUUCAUACUAGCUGUGGUUUCGUUCAAAAAGUUCGCAACAAAAUGGCGCAGCUAAAACAUAAACGAGGGAAGUCCAGAAACUAAGCGACGAAUAAAUCAAAAGAUCGAACUCAUUAUGACCUAGACAGCAGAUAUUGUGAUAAUAACAGCCAAUCAAAUAGGCCUAUUUUACUAAUUAGAAAAAAAAACCGCGUUCCUUUAGCAUAUAGUGUCAAUUAGCAUAAACCAAAGUAACAUUAGGUCCUACCUCUAUAGAAAAAAAAUCAAAAAAAAAAAGUAUAUUUUCGAACCAAAGCUAGUCUUUUAAGCAUGUCGAAUCAGAUACCUAUAUAUAGCCAGGUCGUUCCAAAAUCGCAAUACCGGGCAAAGAAUUCUAAAGUCAAUAAGGUUCAGAAUCCGACGAGAAACGACUUCGACCCUCUCAAUUAUAAUAACGGGGGAAACUUCGCCAUGAGUUCUCCUCUUGAUGGGAAGGAGAAGGAGAAGAAAGAGGAGAAGCCUCGAAGGGUUAAAGAGGAUUCGGGGAGGACUCGAAGGGUGAGGAAUGAGGCGAGUGAGGGAAAGGUGGAAGCUUAUUUGAGGCAGUACCAAGUCAGCAUGAGGCAGCAGCAGCACCGACAUUCCGCUGUCAGGCAGGCUGAACAUCGGGUUAAUCUCAGAUCGCUCCCAUUAAACGACGUGGCGACAUCUCGCGGCCACGACCGAACGCCGACUGAUCGUCACCGAGGCUUCCCAGAAAGAGAUAGAGAAGGCUCCAGAGAACAUCGGCGGGAGCGAGACAGGGAUAGAGAGCGGGAGAGAGAUCCUUUCGAUUUUGAUGGAACACCCCUAAGCCCUAUAGCAUCAAGGGCUCAUGAGAAAGACUCCCGACCGGUCCGCAAGUCCUCCUCAGCGCACCGAGUCACGGAGACCAGCAUAUCCACGGACAAGAGGAGGUUCUUCUGCAGGGAGUGGGCCUUCCAGAAGAUUGCUCACUGUCUGGAACAGCGGCCGGUUAGCAAGACCUGUGGGGCGCUUAUAUUGGGUGACGCGGGCAGUGGUAAGACGGCUCUGUGCCAGGAGCUGAGCGAGCCCGGGCAGGGGCCGCAGGCGAGGCAACAACGCGCGCUCAACCGGAGGCUGCUAGCUAGGCACUUUCUGCAGAGUCACACGGAGAGCAGCCUACGUCCCGGCGAGUUCGUCCGCUCUCUAGCCAUGCAGAUACUAAGUCACUCCUCACGAAGACCGAGAGCUGAUAACUCAGAUCUGUCUCCCAGGGAUCCUGAUACUCCACACAGUCACAGACGUAAUUCUGAAGAGGAGCGUUUGAUCAGUCGGUUCCGUGAGCUUGGGGAUGAUGGUGAGGAGAGUUCCAAGCCGCUGCUGGCUGAUAGUGAAGACCAGCGCACCGACGAGGAGGACGGCGGCUGCAGUUCCCGCGCGCGAGCCUGCCCCAGCCCGCCCGCUGUAGGCCCGACCACUGACCUCUCUGCCGACCCCCACGCCGACGCACCGCUCAGUACUCUUGAUGAUUUGCCAGAAAUCUUGCCAAGAUCAUCAGUGAAACCGACGAAUCCAUUUGUGACGGAAGAAAAAGACGACCUACGUUUGUACGAGAACCACGAGAAUCUAUUCCUACGAAAUAUAUCGCAACGUCAAUCGAAAGAACUCAGGAAUUCCAGACUUCUACGCCAGUCUUCUGAACCGCUGUCCGAGAAGAAGACCAGUCUUCUGCAGAAGAGUCUGUCUACUGAACAGAAGAAUGAUAGUUCUGGUGAGGAUCGGAAGGUGGAAAACAGCCCGCCGAAGUCCAGGAUACCUGUGGCUAAUUUCAGGUACCCCAACAAAAGUGAUCUCCGAUCCGCUGAAAACUCCCCCUCGAAGAAGCCUGAAAGACCGUCUACUCCCAAAGAAGAAUUGCCGGAAUACCAGAACGUUUUGAAGCCAGAAGUAGAGGUACAGGAGGGUGAGAAGAAAAGGGAAGAAGAUGUGCCCCCUCCUAUUCCUAGUCUGCCUAUAAGCCCUAGGACUCUGAUAGCUAAUGCCUAUUAUGAUAAGCUGCUGGCUGAGCCUGAAAUUCAACAGGCCCUAUUACCUCAGAAUUUGGAGAAGAACCCUGACGAAUGCUUCAAGAAGGCGCUGCUCUUCCCAUUGCUGGAGAUCGAUCCCCCCAAGCAGUGUCUCUUCCUGCUGGUGGACGCUAUCGAUGAAGGGAUUACUGGGGGCAUGUGCGAGGAGGGCUCCACGGAGGGCUCGGCGUCAGUGGCCCGUCUGCUGGCCCGCCACCAGCACCUGUUCCCGCACUGGCUGCUGCUGGUCUGUACCGCCAGGAAGCACUGCAGGAACCUCACCAGGAUGUUCACUGGGUUCCGUAAGAUUACACUGGACGAGCUCCAACGCGCGCAUGUGUCGGCCGACGUGCAGCGCUACGUCCUGGCUCGACUGGACACCGAACCUCGACUCAGGGCUCGAGUGUCGAGCGACUCGACAGCGGCGGCGGCGGCCGCGGCAGCGCUAGACCAUCUGCGUAUCAAGAGCGAUGGCUGUCUGCUAUACUUGGAGAAGGUGCUGGACGGUGUAGCGGACGGAUUCAUAGCCCUGCGUGAGAUCAGAGAGAUCCCCGGCACGCUGAACGGACUCUAUCUGUGGCUGGCACAGCGACUCUUUCAUGGCAGACGGUUCACCAAGGUACGUCUCCUGCUGGACGUCCUGCUGGCGGCCCGGUGCGGGGUGACGGAGGAGAUGCUGUACAAGUGUCUGCUCACCAAGGAGUACUCCGUCACCAGGGAGGACUUCAACCGACGCCUGCAUCUACUCCGCCGUAUCCUGGUUAUGGAGCGCUCAACAGGCUACUUGUCAAUGUUCCACCACUCCUUCGCCAAGUGGUUGGUGGACGUGAAACACUGCACGCGCCGAUAUCUCUGCUGUCCCACCGAGGGACACGCCGCUAUAGCCAUGUACUAUACGCUAGACGCCAAGAGACUAAGCGCAUUGGAGAUACACAACUACGUGUUCCACAUGACGAGCUUGGAACAACAUAUGGCGGCGCAGAAAAAGAAUAAAAACACCGAACAGAAAGAGGACGAGCUAGACCUACAUACGCUGAUCUUGCUGUGGGUGUUGGACUCCGGCUGUGACGUGGAGGCCGCGCUGCGGAGGGACGGGGACUCCUACACGAGGGUGGACACACACGAUACACAGAAGCAAGAUUUGAAAGCUGAAGAGAACAAUGGUGACCCUGAAUCUGAAAGCAAGGACUCGGUGUCAGUAGACCCGACGCCGUUGGAGGCUAUAAUGCCGGAGCUGAUAGCCGGGGAGACCACGACUCGGUGGCCGCGCGACCGCCGCGUGCUCAGAGCGCUGCUGGAACUCAGCCGAGCUGACUCCGUGCCGCCUGAGGCUGAGCGAGAAGACAUAUUGUUAUCACCAGAGCAGCCCCCGGAGAAGGAAGACCCGAAUGAGACGGGGGAGGAGCAGGAGGACACUGCCCCCGUGGACCCCAACGCUGUCCACGAGCUGGCCGCCAAGGGGGACGACGAGGGGCUCGCUGCACUACUCAAGCGCUACCCUGCACUAGUAGAAGCGAUUGACGCGACCGGAGGCACGGCGCUACACGCAGCGGCCCGUGGGGGCAGGGCGCAGGCCGCCUGGGUGCUGCUACGGGCGGGGGCGAAGGCCGACGCGGCUGACGCUGACGGAUGGAGCCCGCUCAGGGCUGCGGCGUGGGCUGGACAUACUGAGGUCGUGGAGGUGUUGCUGGAGUUCGGCUGUGACGUGGACUGUGUGGAUGCUGACAAUAGAACUGCAUUGAGAGCGGCAGCCUGGUCAGGUCACGAGGCAGUGGUAUCCAAGCUCCUGGCGGCCGGGGCAGAUCCGGAUAAGGCAGACGCGGAGGGUCGAACCCCCCUCAUCGCGGCAGCGUACAUGGGACACGCGGACAUAGUCAGAGCAUUGCUCGAUGCCGGCGCGCAAAUCGAUCAUGCUGAUGAUGAUGGUCGCACAGCCCUGUCAGUGGCGUCGCUGUGCGCGGGAGGAUGCGCGUGCGCAGCGCUGCUACUGGAGCGGGGCGCCGACGUGUCCCGCGCCGACCGGGACAAGGCCACGCCUCUACUCGUCGCCGCCUUCGAGGGACAUACCGAGAUCUGCGAGCUCCUGCUGGAGGCGGAGGCGGACGUGGAGGCGGCGGACGCGGCCGGGCGGACCGCGCUGUGGGCCGCCGCCGCCGCGGGACACGCGCGCGCGCUGCGCCUGCUGCUGUUCUGGGGCGCCUGCGUCGACAACAUGGACGCCGACGGACGCACCGUGCUCAGCGUCGCCGCCGCGCAAGGCAACGUGGAGGUAGUCCGUCAGCUGUUGGACCGCGGCCUGGACGAGCACCACAGGGACAAUUCCGGGUGGACUCCGCUACAUUAUGCCGCUUUUGAAGGUCACAUAGAAGUAUGCGAAGCUCUGUUGGAGGCGGGUGCGAAGGUGGACGAGGCGGACAACGACGGCAAGGGCCCGCUGAUGCUGGCGGCGCAGGAGGGCCACACCCGCCUCGUCGAGGUACUGGUGGACAACUGGGACGCCAGGGUCGAGCAGAGGGCGCACGAUGGGAAGACCGCUUUCAGACUGGCGGCGCUGGAGGGCCACGAGUCGACGGUGGAGGCGCUGUACGUGCGGGGGGCGGACGUGGACGCGCUGGACGCGGACCGGCGCUCCACGCUGUACGUGCUGGCGCUGGACAACCGCCUGGCCAUGGCCGCCCGCCUCAUCGCCACCUGCGGGGCGCACGUCGACACCACCGACAACGAGGGCCGCACCCCGCUGCACGUGUCUGCGUGGCAAGGCCACACGGACAUGGUCAACCUGCUCAUUAAAGUCGGCGGAGCGUGCGUGGACGGUCGCGACCGUUGCCUGCGCACGGCGCUGCACGCGGCGGCGUGGCGCGGCCGGACCGCCGUCCUGCGGGCCCUGCUGCAGCACGGGGCUUCGCCCUCCGCCGUCUGUACACAGGGGGCUACGCCACUCGGUAUCGCGGCUCAGGAAGGUCACGAAGAGUGCGUGCUGUGGCUACUGCAGCAUGGGGCCGAUCCCAUGCAGGCUGACCAUUGCGGCCGCACCCCCGCGAAGGUGGCGUGGCGGGCGGGGCACGCCAAUAUCUGCCGCCUGCUGGAGCGCUGGCCGGCGCCCGCGGCCUCCGCAGCCUCUGCAGCCUCGGCAGCCUCCGCAGCCUCCGCAGCCCCCGCAGCCGCCGCAGCCGCUGCACCCUCCGCGCCUGCCCACCAUGAUCUAGUUCCUGCAAGACCGCCUAGUGCUGUGUGUACCCUCCCCGUGCCGCCAGGGUCCCCGGAGUACAAGCGGCGCAGCGUGCACAGCUCCAACUCCACCAAGUCGUCCUCCAACAUGACGGCCGGCUCCGCCAGGUCGCACUCCCACCACGACCAGCCAGAGACGGCCAAUGCUGACAAGGGCAACCGCGCGAACCUGUCGCUGUCGUUCGCCCAGCAAGUGGCGCGCUGCGGGCGCGGGCGCCGCGACCUCGCCCCGCGCCGCGACAUACCGGACCACCACGUCGCGGAGAAAGAUUCCAAGCUCAGGAGCUACCUAGCGAACGAGCGUGACCUAGAGCUGGGCGCGUGGUCCCACGCCGGCCACGCCCCCCACGGCCACGGCCACGCCUCCCCGCUGUACGCGUCCCCCCCUCGCACCCCCGUCAGUGACCUAUGUAGUCCUACGCAACCCGCUCUACCGCCCAGUUUUGGCUCCCAGCCGCCAAGCCUGACGUCAGUGCAGCCAGUCCUGACCGACACACACUUCAAUAGAGACACACACAUGCGGAUCAUACUGGGCCGGGACAGCAAACCCCCGCAGGAUAGGAGCGAGAGCGAGGUGUGGAAAGCGAUGGGUCUCGUUGCAUACAACAAGCUAGUUGGCAGUAUCGGCAGAGCCAGGGGCCGGAUAUUCAAAAAGAAUAAAAGCAAGAGGAACGGUAUUGUCACAAAUCCUGCGAUGCGGCUAGUUGCUAACGUCAGAAAUGGACUCGAUAACGCAGCCGCGAACAUACGACGAACAGGCGUAGCUCUAGCGGCGAGCGCCAGCUCUGCCAACCCCGCAGUCAAAACGAACGCCUUCCAAUGGAGGAAAGAGACACCGCUAUAAGAAAGAGCGAGACAAACGAACGGUACAAGCUUUUUCCAUUCAUACAGCAACUGAAACACACGUUCAGUUCUGAUAUUGAAAUUAUUCUCGAUUUUCGUUAUGGCUCCCGGUCGAGACCGAAAUCAGUCGGGCGUGCUCGAAAAUUGACGUGAUCAAGAUUUUUGUCUUGUAAAGUGUUGCCAGUUGGUUUUUGUUGUAGCAAAAGCUGUUUUUUUAGUCUGGCAAUGUAAAGAUUAUUUGUACAAUUUUAUCGUUUUGUGAUUUCGUGUUUGUAAAAAUGGCCUAUUUUAUGUACAUAUAAUGUUUAAGGUUCUAUUUUAUUAGUAAUGCCAUCAAUGGCUUAGGAGAUACAUGUGUAGCUAGCAAGUGUGAGAUUAUGAAUUCGAUUCCCUGGCCUAGUAAUAUUAUUUAGUGUGAUUUUCUAUCAAUAACUGCGGUUGUCGAGUAUAAGGUCCAGAAUUUGAUUCCUGAUUGAGUAUAUUAUUAUUAUUUAAUAACUAGCUUCUGCCAGUGGCUUCGCUUGCGUGCCCGUGGGAUACAGGGGAACAAUAUCUUCUAACUUACUCAGUUUUUUUUUUACUAUUUUUGUUAAUAAAAUAGGACCUUGAACUGCAAUGACUAAUAAAUAAUCAACAAAGAAAUAUAUAAAUAAUGAUAUGUAUUUACAUAACUAACGUAAAUAGAAAGCGGCUCUGCUUACCCCUUUCGAGAUUAAAAAGCGUAAUGUUAUGUGUAUAAAAAGCUGGGAAUCAAUAAUUCAUUGAUUUUUCUUAAUAAUGUUAUAAUACAAAGCAGGUUUUGUUAACAGGUAGGCCUAAAUUCAUUAUUAUAUUGCAGUUUUAAUAUAUUAAGUAUUACACAUUGAAAAUUCCAAAAUGAUUUAUUAGGAAAGCUGGUUUGAUUGCCGAUUGAGGUCUUAUAUUCGAUUUCUGCGCGGGAAAGGGACUUUCUUCAUAUUUAUAGGUAUAGCUUAAGAUAAAUAUAAAUAUGAAGAAAUACCCUUUCCCGCCCCGUUUAUUUUUUGCGCCUUGAGGUGAGAGGGAGUGUCAUACUCUUACUGACUAAACUAAUGUUUUACGAGACUCUUCCCCUCCCCCCAAGUAGCUUUACGUAAUAACCGAACGCCCACUUACCUACGAAUCGAACAUAAGACCUUACGUUUGACUUGACAAUCGCUCUUAAAGACAAAAGCCUUUACAAAACAUUCUUUUUUAUACAUAUUAUAUUUUACAGAAAAAGCACAAAAAUAUAUCAGUAUUAUUAUAAAAAAAAAUGAAUUGGGAACAUAUUAUUUUUUUGCAUUUUAUUUUUGUAUUUGAUCCAGUACAAUUGUUUUUAGAAGUGAGUGUUUUACAAUUAGUAUGGACUCUGCCUACCCCCAUUGGGGCUUUAUAAGGUGUUAUGUUAUGUACUCAAUAUAUGAAUUUGUAACUUUUGAGUGUAUUUCUAUUGAUAUAAAUAAAUAUACCAAUUUUAUUACUAUAAAUGAUUAAUGAACUAACACUUUGAACGCCACGGGGGUCACCGGUGACCGACGUUAGCGGAGGAUUUGCCUUCAACAGUUUUCUAUUGGCAGUCAGACUUAAAUAAAAAUCACGGCUUACUCUACGGAGAAAACUCUACUAGUUUCGAGUCACAGAGGGACUCGCGACGUCGCCUCGUAUGCACACGUUGUUCACUUUGAAGAGUCCCUCUGUGACUCGGUGACUGACGUUGGCGGAGGAUUUACCUUGGCUUUUCUAUUGGCAGUCAAAGACUUAAUGUAUGCGAGUAAACCGUGAUUUUCAGUUAAUUAAUUUGCCUCACUAUAGUUAUUAUAAAGAUUUAUGAACUAUUCAACAGAAUUAUCCAAUUUGAACCAGUAAUUCCAGAGAUUAGCGUGUUCAAACAAACAAACAAAAAACAAAACAAACUAUUUACUGGUAUAUAAUAGUAUAAUAUAUCUUGUAUAUCAAUAAAAAAUACACUCUCAAGUACGUGUGAUCUCAAUCGAACAAACAUUUUUUAUAUGAAAUUAGUUACUAUAUAUCCGAUGUCGCAUUUACUCAUAUAUGUAUGUAAUAUACACAUGUACCUACAUAGAUAUUUUUCUAUACUCACUACACCAGUCUGCGUUUGUGUGGUCAUAUAUCAUAUAAGGUGCUUUAAAAGUAUCUGCCACGGCUUUAAUGGGAGGUAGUAUUGCGUUUGAAGAUUACAAUAGUGAAUAGGCUCACCCCCUAUUACAUGGGACUUACAACACAAAUGGUGAAAAGUGGGUGUACAUUGUGUACUGGCAUUACGUAACGUAAUGUGUCUCUCUGCCUACCCCUUCAGGGAUAAAAGGCGUGACGUUGUGUCUGUGUGUGUGAUAAUGAGUAUUUUUUUUUCAUACUAAUUAAUGUAUGUCAAAGUCAAAGUCAUUUAUUUCAAUUAAUCCUAAAUAAGGCACUUUUGAAACGUCAAAUUGAAUUGUCCGUCAGUCUGUCUGUCAGUGAAUGUAGGAACAAUGUAACGACAAUACGACGUCAAUAUUAUGGGACAAUAAAACCAAUUUGUAAAGAAUAUAAAAUAAAAUAAAAUAGCGGGUUGUUUCAAACAUAGUGCCCAGUGAGUAUGUAUGAGUUUGUUAUGAAAGAGCUAUCUCUUUCAGUCUGUCGCUCCGUAGCACUUUAUACAGAGUAGAGUCAAUGUUUAUUUAACUUCUUUAUGUUCUCAAAUUGAAUUAACUGGUCCGGAGUACGAAAUUUCUUCACUAUUGUAAUCGUCAAACACAACACUACCUCCCAUUAAAGCCGUGGCAGAUACUUUUAGAACACCUUAUAUAUUUAUUUUGCAUGGUCCUAUACCCUAUAGUUGGGCAAUUAUAAACGCGGGGACUGUCACGUCUAAAGAAUAUGACUAUCCCGCUCAACUCACAUAAGUGUGAGCGAGAGAUCUGAUAAAAAUGACUUAAGACAAUUCGCACGUUUGUAAUGGCCCAACUAUUGUAGAUAUAUUGAUUUCCUAAACAAUUAUGACUGUUUUCAUCAAUCACCCUCUAAACUGUCCAGCAAUUAAAAGUCACUUAGAGGGAGCACCUAAGCUGAUCCCUUUUUCUCCCGCCCUGAGCGAGGCGAGAGGGAGUGUUAGGCUCUUACUGACUAAACACCACCCCGUUCCUACUCCUGCUUCUCGAGCCGGAGCCCCGGUAAUCCCGCUAGGUAGUCCGCAGCUCCGGAUCAGGCAUCAGCCCUACUGCGCCCCCAUCUAAAACUGAUCCCUUAGUUUCUUUUCUUGAAUGGCAACCAAGUCUUUAAUUCAAAAUCCCUGACUUGUACAGUCAUGUACCACUUAUUCAUCAUCAUCAACAUAUCAGCCAAAAGACGUGCACUGCUGAACAUAGGCCUCCCCUAAUGACUUCCAGAUAGACCGGUUGGAAGCGACCUGCAUCCAGUGUCUCCCUGCGACCUUAAUCAGAUCGUCUGUCACUUGUGUAUAAAAAAAUUACGUUAAUUGUCGCCUAUUCUAGGGGUCAGUUUAGGGGUUCCUUUAAAUUUAGGGGAGGUAGAUGUAAACGGCAUCAGACAUUGACGAACGAACAAAAAUACUAAUUGUUUGCAAUAAUUAAUAAUUUUGUAUCGAUAUGAACUGUAGAUACUAUUAUAAUAUAGCGUUAUAAUAAAUGUAAAAAUACUAUAAAGUGUAAGUAAAAUGUCGAUAUUUAUUAAUAUAUUUUAAUUACAUAUAUCACUUUAAAAAGAUCGGUUUAGUUCGCACUAGAUGGCGUUAAAGUGUCGUCAGAAGUUGUCUGGCUAAUGACUUGACUAUACUGCAUGAUCAUAUUCAGACGAAAUAAGUCUUUUAGGGGGAUUUUGUCAUAAUCCCCACACUUGGCGAAGGUGACUUUGGUCCAAGAAAACUUUACUAAAAACAAGGCCGAAAUUAAUAACCGAAUAUAAUCAAAAAUCUUUGGAUCCAUUUCGAUUUUUGUAACUCCACACAAUUAAUAUGACAAAUAAUAUGAAACAUUCAUUCAAAGAUUUUAGAUUUGAACUGUACCAACAACACUACAUGAGUCUCUUACAAAGAAACUAAUAUCUUUUCGUGGUAUAAUUAAAGUAUAAUUAAGAAAAUCUUAGUAAGAAUAAACAUUGCCACUAUAUAAAAAAGGUAUCUACUAUUUUUCAUAACAAAAAUGGUGUCUACUUUUACAUACGUAUUUAUUUUAACUAAUCACCAUUUCGACAAGAAUGGUGAUUUCACGUAAUCAAAAGUGACUGUUGUGAAAAUUGUGUUCAGUUAUUUUUUGUUUAUAAAAAAUAUGCUGUAACUAAAUUAAAAUUGUUUGUCUCAAAGGAAUAGUUACUUGUUUGGAAUCAAAAGGUUUGAAAUAUCAAAUUGGAAUUUUGGAAAAUCCUCUCUUAAGGUAAGCGUCACCAGGCCGGCAUCGGACGCAUCGCACGCAACGAACUUUAGUUUGUCUUGUAUAGAAACUCAUACAACUGCGUCCACUUAUCCACAUCGUACGGACCGCAUCAUCGGAAAUGCCUACAUGCGACGGGUAUUGUUGACGUCAUACGGAAUGCGUGCGAUGCGUACGAUGCGGGUCUAUAGACGCUUAUCUUUAAUAUUAAAUAGCGUGAUGUAUAUGAUGUCACACAGCUUGCUUUGCGCAGUAGUUACAGCUGUGUACAGUCAGUCACUCUCUCAGCAUUCCCCUAGCGCGCUACAUGACACACAGAUUGCUACGCGCAGUAGUUACAGCUGUGUACAGUCUGUCACUCUCUCAGUAACCAAAACAGCACUGAAUUUGGAACUUUUGAUUACCCAUAACAAGUAACAAUUCCAUAAUCACCGACAUUAUAAAUUUCGGCAGCGAUAAGAACGAAAAUAUUUAAUGUAAAUGAUAAUUAUAGUGAAAAAUAUAAUUAUACGAAAAAAAUAAUAAUAAAAAAUAUCUCAAUGGUAGAUGUGUUAGGAUUUUUGAAUUAUUAGGUAUUAUUUAAAAAUUAAAUAAAUCAAUUUGGUGUUACAUAGUUAAAAUAUUUUUUUAUUAAAAUUUGAUUUUAAUAUAACACCAGAAAAUAGGAAAACAGAGGCUGAGACAAAAUUUUACAUUGUUCUCACAUAAAAUUUAAAAAAAAAAUUGAUUUAAUAAACAUACAUUAACCUAGUCACCGCUUGUUCUAAUGUUUCGGAUGGCGGAACCGUUAACAAUAAACGGUCAAAUCCUAGAAACGGUCAAGCCUUACCCGAAAAUGAUCGAAGUAAUCCGAAAAUUGUAACAAAAUAAUUUUCGAUUUAACUCACAAAUGUGAGGAUGUAAUUAAAAACUAUUAUUUUAUAUGAACAAAUUAUGAAAGUGUCAUACGAAAUUGAGGCUAAAAUUAACGAAAUAUAAGGUGAUGUCGUAUUAUUGGUUGAUUAAAAAAAUCAUUAACUAUGCUCUCUGCCUAGCCCCCGGGACAUAGGUAAGAGUUUAAAUAUGUAUUUAAUAGUGAUAUUAUUUGCUUUAGACAUUUAAAAUAUUGAAAAGUAUUUGAUACAUAUGUACACGCGACAUAUUAAGAUAUAUAAAACCAGUUUAUCAUAUACAUAUAUGACCGGAAUGAUACCACGGCCUCACGGAUAACCGACGUGAAACAACGCUUGCGUUGUGUGAGUGAGGUUACAGGAGGCUCAAUUACCGCCCUUCCCAAUCUUCCCAAUCCACGAUUCCCCAACAACCCUUAAAUUCCUAACCCCCAAAAGGCCGGCAACGUACUUGUAACGCCUCUGGUGUUUCAAGUGUUCAUGGGCGGCGGCCAUUGCUUACCAUCAGGUGAUCUGUCUGCUCGUUUACCGGCUUAUACCAUAAAAAAUAUCAUGGUCUCGCUUUGUAUGAUUCUUCCUCACAUUCGACGGUCAGUUUAUACUGGUUUUGCAUAGCUUAAUGUGUACCCGUGCGUAUGUAUCGAAUAUAUUUUCAUUGUUCAAUUGAUGGGCCAAAUUAUGGCCCUUUUAUAUUGUCAACAUACACUGUAUUAAAUAAAUUGCCUGUGUCUUAAUUUUCUUCUUUAUAAUUUAAAAUUAACCGCUGGGUUUUAAAUAACAGAUAGUUAUUUAUCAUCUGUAGUUCAUAACACUCUAAUGUUGGACUAUAAGCCAUUUCAAAAGAGGGUUUACUAUAAUCCCCAUUCUUUGCAAACGGCUUGGGGAUUAAAAGAUAACUUCACAACUGCACUCCAAUGUUGGACUAUGAGUCUCUUCCUAAGAGAGUUUGCACUAAUCCCCAUUCUUGCCAAACGGUUUGGGGAUUAAGAGAUAACAACUACGGAUUAAGAUACGUGCAAUUUAUUGAAUAAUGAAGUGAAAACAACAAAUCUUGCUAAUCGAUAUAUGUAUAAUUCAAAAGUCAGUAAUUUUAUUUUUGUAGUAAUGUUGUAUUGGUAGGGAAAAUUUUAAAAUUAUAUAGCUGUGAACUAGAAUUUAAGAUUAUUUGUAUAAAAAAAUAAUAAUAUUGGCUAAUAUUAAAAUUGUAAUUGAGGCUAAAAUUUUCAUUGCGUAUACGCUGCGGGUACGCUGCGUUUACGAUGGUAAACGUGAAAGCUACUUCUGAUGAUGAAACUAUGAUGCGUAAAAGCGACGAUUAUGCGGCGUCAACGUAGCGUGAACGCAGCGUGUGAAAAAUUCAUCAGUUUUAUUUAGACUCUUUAUUUUCUAUUUCUAUUUAUUAAAUAAUUAAUGCUUUAAAUAAUUGAAAAUUAAUGUUUGCAAGUAUCAGGUAUUACUUAAUCUAAUUUUUAAAGGUUCUGUAAAGAUUAUUUCAAUUAUUUAAUUGUACCCUUAGUACGAGUUUUAUUUACUUAAAAUAAUCGAAAGGAGAGCGCGUUCAUCGCUCUGAUUGGCCGACUCAAAAAACCAACCAAUCAGUAUCUUUAGUAUGAGCUGGUUUUACGUUGAAAGAAAACGAAACGAGAACGCGUUCGGCACUCUGAUUGGCUGGUGCCAAUAAACAAACCAAUCAGAGCGCCGAUCGCGCUAUCGUUAAACGUAAACGAAACUUGUACUAAGCACUCUGAUUGUCUGGCUCAAAUAAACCAACCAAUCAGGGUGCCGAACGCGCUCUCGUUUCGAUUACUUUAAACGUAAAGCAAACUCGUACUAAGGCAACUAAAAUGUCCUAAAAAUCCUGUAUUAUAUAAUUUUAAAGCUGUAUUUAAUAAUUUAAUAAUUUUCUCUGUCAGUAACAACGGCCGGCUAGUAUAUAGCUUUGUAUAUGAUAUUAUGGUAAAUAAGCAGUAUUUAUUUAUUUAGAUAUAGCGUGAGUUUGAAAAUGUGAUCUUAAAAGUGCGUGUGACGUAGAUAACGUACAAGUCGUAAAUAUUAUCAAAUAUAUAUAAUUUCUCUUA
Messenger RNA from Spodoptera frugiperda (fall armyworm), 13852 nucleotides. Its product is annotated as ankyrin repeat domain-containing protein 50. Lineage: Eukaryota; Metazoa; Arthropoda; Insecta; Lepidoptera; Noctuidae. The coding region runs from base 690 to 6500 and encodes 1936 amino acids. Gene Ontology annotation, molecular function: protein binding. The transcript is spliced from 41 exons. The record is from RefSeq and is a predicted model, not a curated record.